AUACAGGGUCAACACCACCAUCUUCUAUAAAAAGGGAUCACUUCUCCAUGCAAGACAUCCCGCUCUUAUCUCAAGCAAACAAAAGAAGAGAAGAAUAUCCAAGCCCCAACUCUCCGGCGCACAACCCCAAUGAAGUUUCUUCCAACUUGCCUUCUCAUCUUGGCUCUGGCAACAGCCACCGCUUUCGCCUACGACCCCAGUCCUCUUCAGGACUUCUGUGUGGCCAUCAAUGACCCCAAAGUAUUUGUGAAUGGAAAGUUUUGCAAGGACCCAAAACAAGUCACGGCAGAUGAUUUCCUCUUUAAGGGGUUCAGAUACCCGGGGAAUACUGCGAAUUCGCUCGGAUCGAAAGUCACGCCCGCUUUUGUGGACCAAUUUCCUGGACUCAACACCCUCGGCAUUUCCAUGGCUCGUAUCGACUUCGCUCCGGGUGGCCUGAAUCCUCCCCACACUCACCCUCGUGGGUCCGAGGUUCUGGUCGUCACUGAGGGCACGCUGCUCGUCGGCUUCGUCACGUCCAACCAAUUAAACAACACCCUCUUCACCAAAGUCUUGUACAAAGGGGAUGUGUUUGCAUUCCCAAUCGGUCUCAUCCACUUCCAGCUGAACGUAGGAAAGACCCCCGCACUGGCCUUUGCUGCUCUGAGCAGCCAGAACCCAGGAGUCAUUACCGUCGCUAAUGCGGUGUUCGGAUCGAAGCCGCUCAUAUCGGCCAAUGUUCUCACCAAGGCCUUCCAAGUGGACAAGAAGGUUGUUGACUACCUCCAGGCACAGUUUUGGUACGACAAUUAAGCGGAUACGUUGACCUCCAAGACAUCGGAUUACCCCUAUAUUCUCCAUACAUGAUUGCUUCUUAGACUGACAAUUGCUUCCCAAUAAGAGAAGUGCUCUUAAUGUAACUGAUGGUGAUUGUUUGAGUAACAAAAAUAUUCGUUGUGAUUGAUA
Messenger RNA from Syzygium oleosum, 945 nucleotides. RefSeq names its product germin-like protein subfamily 1 member 7. Lineage: Eukaryota; Viridiplantae; Streptophyta; Magnoliopsida; Myrtales; Myrtaceae. The record is from RefSeq and is a predicted model, not a curated record. Gene Ontology annotation, molecular function: manganese ion binding. Gene Ontology annotation, cellular component: cell wall. The transcript is spliced from 2 exons. Bases 130 to 792 code for a protein of 220 amino acids.